AUGAUAUCUAGAAACGACAACAACGCGGGAAAAUUGCACUCAUAUUUAAACCGAGAUGCGUCCAGAAUUUCAUUCCUGUCCGCGCGUCUCACAAAACUAGUUAUAUAUCCCUUUCAAAUCGUAAGCGGAUUAUACUUCUUAUGGGAAUAUAUGGGUUAUAUAUCGUUGACCACAAUUAUUGCGCCCAUAGUGUUUGGUCUGGUCAAUGAAAUCAAGAAUAAAGAGAUACAACUGUCGAGACAAUUGGUUUACUGGAAUUCAGAUUGUUUAAAUUACAAUUGUAUCAUGACAUCAAUACUAUUGGAUAAUAUCACGUUCAGUUGGGAUAACGACAAUUCUACAUCAGUUCUUAAGCAAUUAGAUCUAGAAAUUCCGUCCAAAUCGUUGGUCGCCGUAAUCGGUGACAUCGGUUCCGGCAAAUCAUCACUUCUUUCGGCAAUAAUUGGAGAGUUAUUUACAAUUGAGGGCAAUAUAGAAGUGAACGGUUCUGUGGCUUAUGUGCCGCAAAUAACUUGGAUUCAAAGCAAAUCUGUGAGAAAUAACAUUAUAUUUCAAUCAAAAUAUGAGAAGGAGUGGUACGAAAAAGUGGUCAAAUCCUGUGCUUUAGAUUUUGAUUUCAAUAAUUUUGUAAACGGAGACAAAACACUUGUCGGUGAAAAUGGCGUGGAUUUGAGUGGAGGACAGAAACAAAGAUUAUGUCUAUCGCGAGCUGUCUAUCAAAACAGCGAUAUAUACCUUCUCGACGAUCCUCUCAAUUGUGUGGACACACAAACAGCUACUCAUAUAUUCAAUGAAUUGAUUUCCGAUAAAGGAUUGCUUAAAGACAAGACCAGAAUAUUGGUCACAAACGAUCACUCAUUCCUUAAAUUUUGUCACUUAAUUGUAAUCUUAAAAGAGGGCAAAAUUGAUAGAUUUGGGACUUUCGAUGAGCUUAAAAAUAAUAUCGUUUGUUUUAAUCGCAAAGAAGGCAACAAUAAUAACGAAGAAAUAGUUAACUUACAAAACACUAACGAUUCUAAGGAUUCGUCCGAUGAGAUGACAAAUGAUAUUGAAUUCAAAGACAUUUAUGAGUUUCUAAAAAGAACUGGAUUUAAAUUAUUCUUCGUUCUGACAAUCAUUUAUAUAUUUUCAAAUUUGUCUCAAAUCUCAUCCAAAUAUUGGAUAACCGGUUGGACGGACACAGUCGCUCAAUACUUCGCGACCACUCCGGUCAGCAAUUAUGUCAAUCAAUUCUAUACGAGGACAUCAAAGCAACUUCAAAAACUUCAUUUCAAGGGUUAUUCAGUGGUUGGCAGUCAUGUAAAUGAAACAAUGGCCGGAAUCACAUCUAUUCGCACGUUUGGGGCACAGAAUUCAUUCAUCAAUGAGUUUUACAAUAGACUGGAUUCGCAAAUCAAUGUUGAAUAUUGUUUACUCAGUUCGAGUCGAUGUCUCAAAGUUUUGAUUACUAUUUUGAAUUCAAUGGUCAUAUUCUUG
Molecule: messenger RNA, 1476 nt
Organism: Medioppia subpectinata
Lineage: Eukaryota; Metazoa; Arthropoda; Arachnida; Sarcoptiformes; Oppiidae
Source: the annotation of a GenBank genome assembly